AUGGGGCCGGUGGUCUGCGCAGCGAAGCCGGCGGUAAGUUUUGCCGAUCAGAAGCCCAUGUGCCAGCCGUGUGCCGCCAUCACUAUCGAUGACCCCGUCAAGAGGUGCAUGUUUAACACCACCACCUGCGAAAAUGUGGGACCUGGCCAAACCUGCGAGAUCGACUGUGCUGCGCCCUUCGUACGUGUGGGAAACACCAGCAUGGGCGUCUGCGCAGCCGGGAAUAGCGUCCCGAACAGGAUGCUGGUGUGGGAAGAACCCACCUGCACGUGCCCAGAGCCAGUACCACAGCAGGGCUAUUCAAAGGACAGUGCUGGGCACUGGCACUGUGCACAGGGCUUCGCCGGAAUGCCGGAGAUUGUCUGCCAGCCACUUCCAGGUUGCCUGGGAGUGCAGACGUUUCUGCGCGGUUGUGACAAGCUGGUGCCGUGCGCCAUGCCCUCUGUGGACAAUUGCAGGUUCGACGUUUCUCGCUGCACCCAAGUGCCUCCGGGAGGGAGCUGUGAGAUUCAUUGCCAGCGGCCCUUGACUGGAAAUCACACAGUGGCAGUCUGCAAGGAUCUCAACACAGAUCCUCUCCUGGAGUUGGAGUAUUUCCCUCUCACCUGUCUCCUCGAGUCCUGUCCAGACCCAUCUCCUUGGCCAAUGGGCUACAACAAGACCCCUGAGGGCAAGUGGACGUGUGCCAACGGCUACAACGGCACUGCCCGCAAUCGAUGCGAGUUAAGUGACACGUGGACUUCAGACUGCUCUGCUGCAGCAGCUCUGACUGGCUGCAGGCCAGUGGUCCCCUGCUUGGCUCCCACCGUAACUGGAACGGAGUUUUGUGCACUUGACUUCUCUGCUUGCACCUCUGUGGAUCCUGGCGAGCAGUGCGAGGUUCACUGCAAGAACCCCUACACUGGGGCCAAGACGGAGGCUUACUGCCCGCAAGGGAACACGAAUCCCAACGGAUUGGUUUGGACGCGGCCGCCGUGCAUCUUGGAGACCUGUGAUGAACCUGGCACUAUCCCGGCGGGCUUUCGCCGUGUGAAUGACGUGUGGGAGUGUGCCCAAAGCUACACCGGCUUCGCCCAGAAGGUUUGUGACAUGACGGAGAACUGCGAGGUGAGGGCUGUCCUGCAGGGCUGUGCCCAGCUUGUGCCUUGCCAAGCGGAGCAGUCUGACUGUCGCUACGACAUGUACGGCUGUGUCAGCGUCCAGCCCGGAUCUAGCUGCCGGAUUCGAUGUCAGGUUCCGUUCGCUGGCACGGAGACCACGGGAACAUGUUUGGAUGGCAACACCGCCACCGACGGUUUGGUUUGGUCACCGCCUGUCUGCACGAUAGACACUUGCGCCGACCCGGCUGAUGGCGGUGGCUAUCAGAAGGUGGAGAACGUCUGGGAGUGCGCCCCAGGCUAUUCCGGCAUGGCCACAAAGACCUGCCAAUGGGCGGAGGAUGCUUGUGAAGCCAGCCCAGUGCUCUCCGGCUGCGUGCCGGAGCAACCUUGUCGUCUGCCAGAUCUGGGCGACGUACCUUGCAUGUACGACACUUCGGGCUGCAUGAAUGUGGAGCCAGGAAAGGUGUGUAGCAUCCGCUGCCAGGCUCCUUACAUCGGGCCGCAGACAGAUUUCACCUGUCCGGUGGCUAACGCGGACCCUGAGAUGCCGUUGCAAGGUGUGUUGCCCGUCUGUGGCUGUGCCGAAGCGAACCCAAUCCCGCCUGGAUACAAUGUGACUCGCGACCAGUUUGAGAACACGGUGACCUAUUCCUGUGCCACCGGCUACGGAGGUGUCGCACAGAAGGUUUGCCUUCCUGGCCCGCACCCCAGAGGCGGAGGAG
Symbiodinium necroappetens is the source of this 1822-nucleotide messenger RNA. NCBI's taxonomy places the organism in Eukaryota, Dinophyceae, Suessiales, Symbiodiniaceae. The record is from the annotation of a GenBank genome assembly.